This is a messenger RNA of Lactuca saligna, 441 nucleotides long. Lineage: Eukaryota; Viridiplantae; Streptophyta; Magnoliopsida; Asterales; Asteraceae. The record is from the annotation of a GenBank genome assembly.
AUGGUAAACCUUGAGGAUAUUCGGAUUAGAGAUAGCCAUCCAAAAUACCUCCAUACAGAGGGUCACCAAAGAUACGUAUCAGCUAAUGAUGAGCCAUUUGAAGACGAAGCAGAGCCCAUCGAGGAAGAGGAGCAGCAUGACGAGGAGUUCGGUGGAGUACCCACAGAUAGAUCACCUUACCUAGAUUCAUUUUCCCAUCAGGAUCUUGCAGAUACUAAAGAGGAGGACCUUGAGUUUGAGUCAUCCUUAGAGAUUGUUGCUCCACUACCCCCAUCCUCGAGCCAACCUUUCGGUUUUUAUGCUUUAGGACCCAACACUAUAAUCACCCAUACAAAGUUCAUUCCUAUUCCAUCACGUAUGAGAGCAGCCUCACUGACAUCAUCACCGAGAUCAUCAAAGAAGCCUUACCCCACCCAUAAAGACUCCAUAGUGGACGAGUGA